CCUGGUAUUUAGGAUUCUUACGAUAGCAGACGAGACCAAGUAGAAAUACAAAGUGUAGAGAACAACCUGGAUUACCAUUUUCCCGUUAUAUAAGUGAAGCAUGGGUAAACACUACUAAGGUUUUUUUCCCAGGAGUUAGCGUGACCAGGAGGUCACGGGUUCGAGCCGUAGAAACAAUCUCUUGUAAAAAUGCAGGGUAAGGCUGCAUAUAAUAGACCCUUAUUGUCCGGCCCUUUCUCGGACCCCGCGCAUAUCGGGAGCUUAGUGCAGCGGGCUGCCCUUUUUUAGUUAGCGUGGUGCAGGUGCAAUUUGGCAAAGAGAACUUGGGAGAGUCAAGGGAGUUUUUUUUUCUCUAAAUUUUAAGUUAUAUCCACUAACAGUAUCAAAUAUUAAGUUCAAUUUGACACGCUCAUGCAUGUAUAUACAGCAUGUUCUACUCGUACGAUUUUCUCAACUCAUGCACAGCUUGUGAGUACUACUGGACUCCUAAAAGCAUUCUCAGCUCUUUCUUCACAAAAACAACAUGGUGGAUGCAGCACCAGAAGUCUGCUGGUCAGUUAUAUACUGAUAGUUCACACAAGAAAGUUGCUGCAACUUCCUUUGUAAUCCAAGUUACUCCUUGUAAAGUACUACAAUUUCUUUUUUCCCUUGUGGAGGUUAAGUCAUGGUUUGUGCAAAGGAAACCAUUCUUCUCUUCUCGGCAAUGGCUAUUUUUGGUUUCUUUAGCACAACUCUGGUCGACUGUACUGUGUACAGUGUUGGGGAUUCCGCCGGUUGGACAGGCAGCAAUACUGACUAUCACAUGUGGGCUUCUACAAAGACUUUCCAGGUUGGUGACACUCUUGUUUUCCAGUACAACCAACAACUCCACAACGUGGUACGAGUGAGCCUCUCCGAUUUCCAUUCGUGCAAUGCUGGAAAUCCAAUCGUCACUUACUCCUCCGGCAACGAUUCCAUCACCAUUGUCGGUCCCGGCCACUACUACUAUAUUUGCGGGUUUCGAGGCCACUGUCAAGCCGGACAGAAGCUCGAUAUUCGGGUACCCAAAAACUACCAAUUAACUGAUAUCCGUAGCAGAAAACUAACUAAACCUCCAGUUGCAGCCUAAGUAGCAGUGAUCAGAAGAGCCAAAAAAAAAACUUCAUUUGGAGAAAAUUGAUUUGGAGGUUAAUAAGAUAUGUACUAUUGACUAGUGACAAUGUUUUGAAUUAUUAUCUCUUAGAUAUUGGACUGCCUAUCAAUAACUAGUCUUAUUUAUUGUAUUACUGAUGUUCUGGGGGUAAUAAAAUGCAUUGGUGUCGG
Messenger RNA from Nicotiana tabacum (common tobacco), 1302 nucleotides. Its product is annotated as mavicyanin-like. Gene Ontology annotation, cellular component: plasma membrane. The record is from RefSeq and is a predicted model, not a curated record. NCBI's taxonomy places the organism in Eukaryota, Viridiplantae, Streptophyta, Magnoliopsida, Solanales, Solanaceae. Gene Ontology annotation, molecular function: electron transfer activity.